Porites lobata is the source of this 5201-nucleotide messenger RNA. Lineage: Eukaryota; Metazoa; Cnidaria; Anthozoa; Scleractinia; Poritidae. The record is from the annotation of a GenBank genome assembly.
GACAACAGUGACAACGAUGACAACGGUGACAACAGUGACAACGGUGACAACUGUGACAACAGUGACAACGAUGACAACGGUGACAACAGUGACAACAGUGACAACGAUGACAACGGUGACAACGGUGACAACUGUGACAACGGUGACAACAGUGACAACAGUGACAACGAUGACAACGGUGACAGCGAUGACAACAGUGACAACGAUGACAACAGUGACAACGGUGACAACGGUGACAACAGUGACAACGGUGACAACGAUGACAACGAUGACAACGGUGACAACGAUGACAACAGUGACAACAGUGACAACGAUGACAACUGUGAAACCAGUGACAACUGUGACAACGGUGACAACGGUGACAACAGUGACAACGAUGACAACGGUGACAGCGAUGACAACAGUGACAACGAUGACAACAGUGACAACGGUGACAACAGUGACAACGGUGACAAUGAUGACAACGAUGACAACGGUGACAACGAUGACAACAGUGACAACGAUGACAACGGUGACAACGGUGACAACAGUGACAACUGUGACAACGGUGACAACAGUGACAACAGUGACAACGAUGACAACGGUGACAACGAUGACAACGGUGACAACGGUGACAACAGUGACAACAGUGACAACGAUGACAACGGUGACAGCGAUGACAACAGUGACAACGAUGACAACAGUGACAACAGUGACAACGGUGACAACAGUGACAACGGUGACAACGAUGACAACGAUGACAACGGUGACAACAGUGACAACGGUGACAACGAUGACAACGGUGACAACGAUGACAACAGUGACAACGGUGACAACGGUGACAACAGUGACAACGGUGACAACGAUGACAACGGUGACAACAGUGACAACAGUGACAACGGUGACAACGGUGACAACAGUGACAACGAUGACAACGGUGACAACGGUGACAACAGUGACAACGAUGACAACGGUGACAACAGUGACAACGAUGACAACAGUGACAACGAUGACAACAGUGACAACGGUGACAACAGUGACAACGAUGACAACGGUGACAACGGUGACAACGGUGACAACGGUGACAAGAGUGACAACGAUGACAACGGUGACAACGGUGACAACGAUGACAACGGUGACAACGAUGACAACGGUGACAACAGUGACAACGGUGACAACGGUGACAACGGUGACAACGGUGACAACGGUGACAACGGUGACAACGAUGACAACAGUGACAACGAUGACAACGGUGACAACGGUGACAACGAUGACAACAGUGACAACAGUGACAACGGUGACAACGGUGACAACAGUGACAACGGUGACAACGAUGACAACGGUGACAACGAUGACAACAGUGACAACGGUGACAACGGUGACAACGAGUGACAACGAUGACAACAGUGACAACGGUGACAACGGUGACAACGGUGACAACGGUGACAACGAUGACAACGAUGACAACGGUGACAACAGUGACAACGGUGACAACGGUGACAACGAUGACAACGGUGACAACGGUGACAACGGUGACAACAGUGACAACAGUGACAACGAUGACAACGGUGACAACGGUGACAACGGUGACAACGGUGACAACUGUGACAACGAUGACAACGGUGACAACAAUGACAACGAUGAGAACGGCGACAGAAGUGACAACGAUGACAACUGUGCCAACAGUGACAACAGUGACUAAUGUGACAACGGUGACAACGGUUACAACAGUGACAAUGGUCACAACUGUGACAACGGUUACAACAGUGACAACGAUGACAACGGCACAAAGGUGACAACAAUGACAACGGUGACAACGAUGACAACGGUGAACACAGUGACAACCAUGACAACGAUGACAACGGUGACAACGAUGACAACUGUGACAACAGUGACAACUGUGACAACGGUGACAAGGGUGACAACACUGACAACGUUGACAACGGUCACAACGAUGACAACGAUGAUACCAGUGACAACUGACAACGGUCACAACAGUGACAACGAUGACAACGGUGACAACGGUGACAACGGUGACAACAGUGACAACGGUGACAACGGUGACAACGGUGACAACGGUGACAACGAUGACAACGGUGACAACGGUGACAACGGUGACAACGGUGACAACGAUGACAACGGUGACAACGGUGACAACGGUGACAACGGUGACAACGGUGACAACGAUGACAACGGUGACAACGGUGACAACGGUGACAACGAUGACAACGGUGACAACGGUGACAACGGUGACAACGGUGACAACGAUGACAACGGUGACAACGGUGACAACGGUGACAACGGUGACAACGGUGACAACGAACGACAACAACGAUGACAACGGUGACAACGAUGACAACGGUGACAACGGUGACAACGGUGACAACGGUGACAACGGUGACAACGGUGACAACAGUGACAAGGGUGACAACGGUGACAACGGUGACAACGGUGACAACGACAACGACAAAGGUGACAACGAUGACAACGGUGACAACAGUGACAACGAUGACAACGGUGACAACGGUGACAACGAUGACAACGGUGACAACGGUGACAACGAUGACAACGGUGACAACGGUGACAACAAUGACAACGAUGACAACGAUGACAAUGAUGACAACGAUGACAACGGUGACAACAAUGAUGACAACGUUGACAACGGUGACAACGAUGACAACUGUGACAACAGUGACAACAGUGACAACGGUGACAACAGUGACAACGGUGACAACGGUGACAACGAUGACAACAGUGACAACGGUGACAACGAUGACAACGGUGACAACAAUGACAACGGUGACAACGGUGACAACGGUGACAACGGUGACAACGAUGACAACGGUGACAACGAUGACAACAGUGACAACAGUGACAACGAUGACAACGGUGACAACAGUGACAACUGUGACAACGGUGACAACAGUGACAACAGUGACAACGAUGACAACGGUGACAGCGAUGACAACAGUGACAACGAUGACAACAGUGACAACGGUGACAACGGUGACAACAGUGACAAGUGCAACAACGAUGACAACGAUGACAACGAUGACAACGAAGUGACAACAGUGACAACGGUGACAACGGUGACAACGGUGACAACGGUGACAACGGUGACAACAGUGACAACGGUGACAACGAUGACAACGGUGACAACGAUGACAACAGUGACAACCGUGACAACGAUGACAACUGUGACAACAGUGACAACAGUGACAACGGUGACAACAGUGACAACGGUGACAACGAUGACAACGGUGACAACGAUGACAACUAUGACAACGGUGACAACAAUGACAACGGUGACAACGGUGACAACAGUGAAAACGGUGACAACGGUGACAAUGGUGACAACAGUGACAACACUGACAACACUGACAACGGUGACAACGAUGACAACGGUGACAACAGUGACAACAGUGACAACAGUGGCAUCGGUGAUAACGGUGACAAGGAUGACAACGGUGACAACCCUGACAACGAUGACAACAGUGACAACAGUGACAACGAUGACAACGGUGACAACGGUGACAAUGGUGACAACAGUGAAAACGGUGACAACAGUCACAACGGUGAAAACGGUGACAACAGUGACAACAGUGACAACGAUGACAACGGUGACAGCGAUGACAACAGUGACAACGAUGACAACAGUGAAAACGGUGACAACGGUGACAACGGUGACAACGGUGACAACGGUGACAAGAGUGACAACUGCAACAACGAUGACAACGAUGACAACAAUGUCAACGAUGGGAACGGUGACAACAAUGACAACGGUGACAACAGUGAAAACGGUGACAACGGUGAUAACGAUGACAAUGGUGACAACAGUGACAACAGUGACAACGGUGACAACGAUGACAACGGUGACAACAAUCACAACAGUGUCAACAGUGACAACGAUGACAAUGGUGAGAACAGUGACAACAGUGACAAGGGAGACAACGGUGACAACAGUGACAACAGUAAAAAAAGUGACAACGGUGACAACGGUGACAACAGAGAGAACAGUGACAACAGCGACAACGGUGAAAACAGUGACAAUGGCAACAAUGGUGACAACGGAGACAACAGUGACAACAGUGACAAUGGUGACAACGGUGACAACGGUGACAACAGUGACAACAGCGACAACAGUGACAGCAGUGACAACAGUGACCACAGCGACAACUGUGACAACCGUGACAACUGUGACAACGGUGACAACAGUGACAACAGUGACAACGAUGACAACGGUGACAGCGAUGACAACAGUGACAAUGAUGACAACGGUGACAACGGUGACAACAGUGACAAGUGCAACAACGAUGACAACGGUGACAACGAUGACAACGGUGACAACGAUGACAACGGUGACAACGAUCACAACGAUGACAACGGUGACAACGAUGACAACGAUGACAAUAGUGACAACAGUGACAACAGCGAGAACAAUGACAACAGUGACAGCAGUGACAACAGUGUCAACGAUAACAAUAGUGACAACAGUGACAACGGUGACAACGAUGACAACGAUGACAACGGUGACAACGAUGACAACAGUGACAACAGUGACAACGAUGACAACGGUGACAACAGUGACAACAGUGACAACGGUGACAACGGUGACAACAGUGACAACAGUGACAACGAUGACAACAGUGACAACGGUGACAACGGUGACAACAGUGACAAGUGACAACGGUGACAACGAUGACAACGGUGACAACGAUGACAACGGUGACAACGGUGACAACAGUGACAACGGUGACAACGAUGACAACAGUGACAACGAUGACAACCGUGACAACGGUGACAACAGUGACAACAGUGAAACCGAUGAAGACGGUGACAGCGAUGACAACAGUGACAAUGAUGACAACAGUGACAACGGUGACAACGGUGACAACAGUGACAACGGUUAUAACGAUGACAACGAUGACAACGGUGACAACGAUGACAACAAUGACAACAGUGACAACGAUGACAACUGUGACAACAGUGACAACUGUGACAACGGUGACAACAGUGACAACAGUGACAACGAUGACAACGGUGACAGCGAUGACAACAGUGACAACGAUGACAACGGUGACAACGGUGACAACGAUGACGACGAUGACAACGGUGACAACAAUGACAACGGUGACAACGGUGACAACGGUGACAACGAUGACAACAGUGACAACAGUGACAACGAUGACAACGGUGACAGCGAUGACAACAGUGACAACGAU